Brassica napus (rape) is the source of this 2354-nucleotide messenger RNA. RefSeq lists its product as uncharacterized. The coding region runs from base 1555 to 1950 and encodes 131 amino acids. The transcript is spliced from 5 exons. NCBI's taxonomy places the organism in Eukaryota, Viridiplantae, Streptophyta, Magnoliopsida, Brassicales, Brassicaceae. The record is from RefSeq and is a predicted model, not a curated record.
AUGAGCAGUAACAGAAGAGUUUUUUGGAGUCUCAUGUACUCUAUGGGCUGAAGGUGAUUGUGAGUUUGGCUCCAAGUGGUUGACAUGUGUACUAGGGGUGUUUUGCAAUAACAGAACUAUAUCCACCGUUGGGAUCUCUUCAUUGGUAUCAUGAUUUUCUUUUAUAACAGCAGCAGAUCCAAGUGGCUUAGGAGGAAGUAAACACCUCUUCUCUUUAUGGCCAAGUGCUCCGCAUCUUUCACAAGCGCUAGGAAUCCAAGAAUACUCCACAUCUAACAAGUAGAUAUUGCCUUGUUUGUCAUCAAGCGCAAUUAGCUUCGGGAACGGUUUAUCUAAUUCAACCUCAACUAAAAGUUUAGCUUCCCCCAUAUUUGUUGGAUCUAGACGAGGCUUAUGCGUAAGCAUUGGCUCUCCCAAACCUGAUGCUAUGUGGCUGAUACCUAAUCUAGAGAAACAUGAAUCCGGAAUAUUCUUAAGGGUUACCCACACCGGUAAUGUAGAAAUCUCAGGGGUUUUAAAAGAGUUUACAGGACUCCAAGGGGCCACAAAUAGGAGACAAUCAUCCACAUGCCACACGCCACGUUGAAUAACCCAUUUGCGAGUAUUUUCAUGAGGAAUAUGGAACAAAAACGACGACUCUCCUAAUUUCCGGCAAGAUAUCUUACAUUCCCGUCCCGAUAAUCUAUUUAAGACAGCAUGAAUAAGGCUACAAAUCUUGAUCGGGAAAGGAGUGAACCCAAAACGACAUCUGAUGAGAGAAUCCCAAGUGACUAUCCAGUUCGUCCAGGUCAAAGUAGUUGUAGGAGUUAUCUACACAGUGGUCUCUGUGUCCGUGGAAGCAAUUGCCUUUUCAAUCAUCCUCGUUGUAAGGUACACAUUCGACUUAAGCUUAUGGAUCCUUGUAGCAAAAGUAACACAAUCUUCAUUUGAGUCUUUACUUGCAGUUCUUUCUGAGAGGAUUUUGUAAGGACGGCUCAGCUUGUAAAUUUCUUCACUCAAAGGACAACGAAGCUCCUAUGCGUCAAAUGUGAAAAACUUUCACCCAAAGGACAGGGAUGGUGAAGAACCUAUGCGUCAGGUAAUUUCAUCAUCGCCUGGUUACUAUUCCUUUUCAUCCAAAAGUGAAAAAUACAUAAAGUGACUACGGGCAAGAGGAGAAGGAAACUAAAGAUUGGGUGUUCAAUAUAGAGAAGAAGUAUAACCUAAGCCUAAGUCAAAUAUGUGAUGGUAUAGUGGCUGGUUACAAGCGAGCUAAAAUGGUAAAGAGAUUUGAUUAAAGACUUUGACCUUUUGUUCUCAUUUUGCUUUACCUCUCCUUUCACUUAGCUCGUUACUUUUUAUUCAAACACUGAGGGGAAGAGGAGAGGGUCUCAAGAGAAUGUGAAGGAGCACAGACAGAGAGAGAACACUGGGUGGCAGAGAUAUUUUGAGAAGAAAAGGAGAGAGGCUCAAGAGCAUGUGCGGGAACAUAGACAGAAAGAGACCAAUGGGCGGCAGAGAGAUUCUGAGAAAGAAAAGAGUGAGGCUCAAGGGAAUGCGCAGGAACAAAGACUGAUGGGGAUAGCAGAGAAUCACAAAGUAGAUGCACAUCGUCAAGACAAUCUGCAAGUAGAAAGACAGAGAAAGAGCAUUGAGUGGCAGACAAGACAAGCUCAAGAGACGGAAAGGAGAAAGUCUAUAGCGUUUUUGGAGGAACAAAGAGUAAAGGACAAGGUUGACAAAAAGAGACAGAGAGAUGUGGAGAAGAUGGAGAUGGAGGCUGAAGAGAGUUCUGAGGAACAAAGAUUGAAGGAAAAAGCUAUUCAGGAUUUCCAAGGGCUUGAAAGAUUCAAGGAUAUAAGCCAAAUACAUGAUGAAAUCGUGGCCGGAUACAUACGAGCGAGGAAGAUGGUAAAGACAUUUGAGGAGAGCGGGGAGGAACAAAGAUUGAAAGGAGAAGCAUGCUCAUGAUCAGGCAAAUAAGGAGGGAGGCUAGUUUGAGACUUGAUCAGUGUGUAUGAAUUCGAUUCAUCAAAACAUUUUCACUCAAUUGGUUUUUGAAAUCUGACAAGAAAAAUUGUAUAUGACCUUAUUGUCCAUUUGAUUUUGAAGAAUGGUUCCUAUAUUAUAUCAGUCAUACGACUCAUAUUGUAAAGAGGCAAGCCUGCUUUAUAUCAUUGUUUUACUUUUACUACAUUAAAAGUUUGGAAACAAAAAUAACUAAUUCAUGGUUUUGGAAGAUGAAUAUUACCAUUUGUUAUAACUAAUUCAAAAAUAACUAUUUGAAUCAUGAUGGGAAGAAAGUGGAAUUCAAAAACUAAAUACCAUACGUUACAAUUUGGUCACAAAUUUACAUUUAUUUGGAGCUAUUAAUA